GUUCCCGGCCGGCUCGAGGCUGCUCCAAUGGGGCGGGGGCCGCCCGCAGGGCCGGGCGGGGCUAGGUUACCAUCUGGAGUCGCUGCCGCCGGCGGCCACAGUCAAGGAGCGAUCGCGGGAGUGCAAGCAGGGCUGGAGGGAGUGCAGCCGCCGCCGCCGCCGCUACAGCGGCGGCACAUGGACCAGCCCCGCCGCUGCCGCCGCCCCUAGCGCCGGCGGCCCCCGUCUCACAGCCUCCCGCAGCUCCGGCCACUCGACCAGCCAUGUCUCUCAGCGGAGCCUCUGAGCGCAGCGUCCCGGCCACCAAGAUUGAAAUUACCGUGUCCUGCCGGAACCUGCUGGACCUCGACACCUUCUCCAAGUCCGACCCCAUGGUGGUGCUUUACACGCAGAGCCGGGCCAGCCAGGAGUGGCGAGAGUUCGGACGGACAGAGGUGAUUGACAACACGCUGAACCCAGACUUUGUGCGCAAAUUCGUCCUGGACUACUUCUUUGAGGAAAAGCAAAACCUGCGCUUUGAUGUAUACAACAUUGACUCCAAAACCAACAUCUCCAAACCGAAGGAUUUCCUGGGACAAGCGUUCCUGGCCCUGGGAGAGGUGAUCGGAGGCCAGGGCAGCCGUGUAGAGCGACCCCUCAUGGGUGUACCAGGCAAGAAGUGUGGGACCAUACUGCUGACUGCAGAGGAGCUUAGCAAUUGUCGGGACAUUGCCACCAUGCAACUUUGUGCAAACAAGCUGGACAAGAAGGAUUUCUUUGGAAAGUCAGACCCCUUCCUUGUGUUCUAUAGGAGCAAUGAGGAUGGCACGUUCACCAUCUGCCACAAGACGGAGGUUGUGAAAAACACACUGAAUCCUGUGUGGCAACCCUUCAGCAUCCCUGUGCGGGCAUUGUGCAAUGGAGACUAUGACAGAACAGUGAAGAUUGAUGUGUACGACUGGGACCGGGAUGGAAGCCAUGACUUCAUCGGUGAGUUCACCACCAGCUACCGGGAGCUGAGCAAGGCCCAGAACCAGUUCACAGUGUAUGAGGUACUUAACCCUCGGAAGAAAUGUAAGAAGAAGAAAUAUGUCAAUUCAGGAACUGUGACGCUGCUCUCCUUUUCUGUGGACUCUGAAUUCACUUUUGUUGAUUACAUCAAGGGAGGGACACAGCUGAACUUCACAGUAGCCAUUGACUUCACAGCUUCUAAUGGGAAUCCUCUGCAGCCCACCUCCCUGCACUACAUGAGUCCCUACCAACUCAGCGCCUAUGCCAUGGCCCUCAAGGCAGUGGGAGAAAUCAUCCAGGACUAUGACAGUGACAAGCUCUUCCCAGCCUAUGGCUUUGGGGCCAAACUGCCUCCAGAGGGACGGAUCUCCCACCAGUUCCCCCUGAACAACAAUGAUGAGGAUCCCAACUGUGCGGGCAUUGAAGGUGUGUUGGAGAGCUACUUUCAGAGCCUGCGCACAGUGCAGCUCUAUGGGCCCACCUACUUUGCUCCUGUCAUCAACCAGGUUGCCAGGGCUGCAGCCAAAAUCUCUGAUGGUUCCCAAUACUACGUUCUGCUCAUCAUCACUGAUGGGGUAAUCUCUGACAUGAUGCAGACCAAGGAGGCCAUUGUCAGUGCCUCCUCACUGCCCAUGUCUAUCAUUAUUGUCGGUGUGGGACCAGCCAUGUUUGAAGCAAUGGAAGAGCUGGAUGGUGAUGACGUGCGCGUGUCCUCUAGGGGACGCUAUGCAGAACGGGACAUCGUUCAGUUCGUCCCAUUCCGAGACUAUGUUGACCGGUCAGGAAACCAGGUGCUGAGUAUGGCCCGACUAGCCAAGGACGUGCUGGCUGAGAUCCCAGAGCAGCUGCUGUCCUACAUGCGCACCAGGGAUAUCCAACCUCGCCCCCCACCUCCUGCCAACUCCAGACCAACUCCUGCUCCAGAACAGCCCUGAGGAGCCUACCUAUUCCGUAACUAGCAGCCUGCUUGCCUGCCCACCCACUGCUUCUGCUGAAAGCCAGAGGCACCUGGAGCCCUGGACCUUACUGAGUCCAGCUUAGAGGAUCAGUGCUGGCUGGUCGAGCCC
Molecule: messenger RNA, 2057 nt
Organism: Mirounga angustirostris (Northern elephant seal)
Lineage: Eukaryota; Metazoa; Chordata; Mammalia; Carnivora; Phocidae
Gene: CPNE9
Product: copine family member 9
Exons: 21
Coding region: 264-1925 (553 amino acids)
Biological process (GO): cellular response to calcium ion
Cellular component (GO): plasma membrane
Molecular function (GO): calcium-dependent phospholipid binding
Source: RefSeq, a predicted model, not a curated record